AUGGAGACGGCAGCGGGCGGCGAGCGCCGCAGCCCCCCGGGCCCCGUCGCCCCGCCGCGCACCCGGGGCCACGCGCCCUUGGCCGCCGCCCCCGGCCCGCGGAGCCCCCCGGCGCGCGAGCCGCCGCAGCCCGAGGAGGGGCAGCAGCUGCGGAUCAGCCAGAGCGGCCAGCUCAGCGACGGGCUGGAGGACCGAGGCUUGCUAGAAAGCAGCACCCGACUGAAACCUCACGAAGCCCAGGACUACAGGAAGAAGGCCUUGUGGGUCUCCUGGUUCUCCAUUGUCGUGACGCUGGCCCUGGCCGUGGCCGCCUUCACUGUCUCCGUUAUGAGGUACAGCGCCUCUGCUUUUGGGUUUGCAUUUGAUGCCGUCCUCGACGUCCUGUCAUCGGCGAUCGUCCUGUGGCGCUACAGCAACGCGGCCGCUGUGCACUCUGCCCACAGGGAGUACCUAGCCUGUGUCAUCUUGGGGGUGAUCUUCCUUCUGUCGUCCAUGUGUAUAGUGAUCAAAGCCAUCCACGACCUCUCAAUUAAGCUGCUCCCAGAAGUGGAUGACUUCCUGUUCAGCGUCUCCAUUUUGAGCGGGAUCCUCUGCAGCACGCUGGCCGUGCUGAAGUUCAUGCUGGGGAAGGUGCUGACCAGCAGAGCGCUCAUUACCGACGGAUUUAACUCCCUCGUGGGAGGCGUGAUGGGCUUCUCUAUUCUUCUGAGUGCGGAGGUAUUCAAGCACAACUCGGCGGUCUGGUACCUGGAUGGCAGCACAGGUGUGCUCAUCGGCCUUAUCAUAUUUGCCUACGGGGUCAAACUUCUCAUCGACAUGGUGCCCAGGGUGAGGCAGACGCGCCACUACGAGAUGUUUGAGUGA
Messenger RNA from Pipistrellus nathusii (Nathusius's pipistrelle), 864 nucleotides. The record is from the annotation of a GenBank genome assembly. NCBI's taxonomy places the organism in Eukaryota, Metazoa, Chordata, Mammalia, Chiroptera, Vespertilionidae.